Molecule: messenger RNA, 894 nt
Organism: Dermacentor albipictus
Lineage: Eukaryota; Metazoa; Arthropoda; Arachnida; Ixodida; Ixodidae
Source: RefSeq, a predicted model, not a curated record
AUGCCUCCUGGAGGCAAAGCGAAAGACACGUAUUGCUGCGACUACUGUAGCAAGGAUUUCUCCUACGCAAGUAACUUGAGAAGACAUGUCAGACAUGUUCACGGCGAAGAAACCUUGCAAAGCGUGAAGGACAGCCUUGCCCGGAACCGAAGCGAAAGAGGGCUACUUGCUUGCGACCUGUGCACAGAGCACGCUAUGAAUUUUGCCAACCUGUACGAUCUACGACAGCACCACAUUAAGGAACACAGUUUCAAGGAAGAGGUGGAGAGCCUGGUAUUCGACACAAUGUCAGGGUUUUCUGUCUGGAAAGACAAUAUAGAAAGAGAGACGUGCAGCAGUUUUAAUGUCUCAACAGGAAAACAGCAAUGUGCAUCAGGAGCUGCUAAGCAUUAUUUUUAUUGCCACCGUUCUGGAAGCUAUGGGUGUGCUCCUGUGGAUCAGCGCAAACGACGAAAGAAAGCUCAAGGCACCUGCAAAAUAGGCAAACACUGCUUUGCAUCAUUACACGCAAAAGAGGAGGACGGCAAGGUGUUCGUGACAUUUCAGAAGAAACAUUAUGGCCAUCCUGAAAGCAAUGUAGAACACCAGAGGCUAUCCAGCGUUGAGACUCAAGUGCUCGCAGGUCAGUUGGUCCAAGGUGUGCCGCCAAAUACUAUCGUGGCUAAGAUUCGGGCUGACAAUGCUGCGGGCAGUAAUGGACCAUCAAGAUGGCAGCUUGUUACUACGAAGGACCUCCACAACAUUCGAGAUAAGUAUAAAAUCGGCAAAAAGGAGCAGAGAGAUGCUAAUGACUUCAGAAGUGUUGAAUUCUUUUGGGAAUGCCUGGGAGCAAGUAAUGGGUCCAGUACAACACCGUCUGCUAUGUUCCUGGCAUGUUAUGAGGAACUGGAAUGA